GCAGAGUCUCCUCAGUCCGUCUCAAAUUUAUUGGGAAUAGAUGCAGGGAAUUAAUACAGAAUAUAUUUAGUUUGUUUCCCUUUAUAAAUAAUAACCCACUACCCUUGUUGUCAAUGCAUACAACAACAUCCCUGCUUAGGAGAGGAUUUGGAUUUUGUAAUAGAAGUUAGCUUCUGCAAUUCAAUCCAUGAAAUCCUUAUUUGUUGUUUCUUAAGCUGUGUUAGUGUCUUGUUUAGCUCUGUAUCUGUGCAUUGCCCAAAUCGAACAAUUUAAUCUACCUGACCUGCAUAAGCAAGCCGAAGAAAAAAGUUUGAAGCAUGGAUUCUUCUUCACAAUCUCAGUCUCCAUUGUGGCUGAUGGCCGUGCCUGUUGUUAUAAACAACCAGCCUAACUUGUCAAUGGGGCCUGAUAAUGCAGUUUGUAGUAUAUGGGUGCUUUUAUCGACAGCCAUGAUAAUUGUAGCCUUAGGCUUUGUAGUAACAUGGCUGUACCCUGGUGGUUCUGCUUGGGCAGUAAGCCUGUUUAGGAGCCAGAGGAAGCCUAUUCCCGGUCCUAGAGGAAUGCCCAUAUUGGGUAAUCUUCUUGUUAUGGGAGGGCUUGCACAUAGGUCUUUGGCUAGUUUAGCCCAGCGCUAUAAGGCCAAGAGGCUCAUGGCUUUCAGCCUUGGGUUCACUAGAGUGGUCAUAUGUAGCCAGCCUGAAUUGGCAAAGGAAAUACUCAACAGUUCAGAUUUUGCUGACAGACCCAUAAAGGAAUCUGCUUACCAGCUAAUGUUUGAUAGAGCCAUUGGGUUUGCUCCUUACAGUGAUUAUUGGAGAAACCUUAGGAAGAUUGCAGCUACACACUUGUUUAUUCGUAGAAGAAUCUCGGCCUUUGAGUCUCACAGACAUGCCCUCACUAACACCAUGCUGCAAUCCAUUGAGUCAUCAGCUGACCUCAAUUCUGUUAGGAUAAGGGAGAUUCUGCAAAGGAGUUCUCUGAAUAAUAUCAUGGGGUCUGUUUUUGGGAGGUGUUAUGGGUUUGAGUGUGGGGACUCUGAAGCUGAGGAACUGGCCUCUAUGGUUAAUGAAGGAUAUGCACUGUUGGGUACCUUUAAUUGGGGUGACCACCUUCCUAUCUUGGGGUUUCUGGACUUGCAGAGGAUUAGGAGGAGGUGUUCUGAUUUAGUACCUAGAGUGUAUGCAUUUGUGCAGAAUAUCAUAGAAGAGCAUAGGGCUAAUCCUUCUGGUGGGGAUGAUAGAGCUGAUUUGGACUUUGUUGAUGUGCUGCUGUCCCUCGAGGGGAAUGAGAAGCUCACUGAUACUGAUAUGGUGGCUGUACUUUGGGAGAUGAUCUUCAGGGGAACUGAUACAGUGGCCAUUCUGAUGGAGUGGAUUAUAGCAAGGCUAAUCCUCCAUCCCAAUGUACAAGCGAAGGUCCACGAGGAAUUAGACUCUGUGGUUGGGAAUUCCAGGCAAGUAGCAGAAUCUGACAUUCCCAGGUUGUCAUACUUGCAAGCAGUUGUUAAGGAAGUUCUGAGGAUUCACCCACCUGGUCCAUUGCUCUCCUGGGCAAGGCUUGCAAUCCAUGAUGUACAUGUUGGUGGCCACCACAUCCCUGCAGGAACCACUGCAAUGGUGAAUAUGUGGUCUAUUACCCAUGAUGAAGACAUAUGGACAGAUCCUCUGAGCUUCAAUCCAGAUAGGUUCAUGCCAACAGCGGGAGGGGAGGAAGUAAAUAUCAUGGGAAGUGAUUUAAGGUUAGCACCCUUUGGAUCAGGUAGGAGGGUGUGCCCUGGAAAAGCCUUGGGCUUACAAACUGUACACACAUGGUUGGCUAGAAUGCUACACCAUUUCCAAUGGUUACCUUCAGAAGAUCACCCAGUUGACCUCUCAGAGAUACUGAGGCUGUCAUGUGAGAUGAGAGCUCCAUUGUAUGCCAAACCUAUUAGGAGGAACACUGUGUCCUUCCAAUAAGAAAAAGUUCAUCAAGGUGAACUUGCAUUAGGAGCACUGUUCCCGUUGAAUAGAACAAAAAAAGGGUCGAAGGCGAGAUGUAUAUCCAUAUCCAAGUUCUAUGCAUUUGUAAAUGAAUUUUACAUUAAGAGGAA
Molecule: messenger RNA, 2089 nt
Organism: Cryptomeria japonica (Japanese cedar)
Lineage: Eukaryota; Viridiplantae; Streptophyta; Pinopsida; Cupressales; Cupressaceae
Product: cytochrome P450 78A4
Exons: 2
Coding region: 318-1955 (545 amino acids)
Molecular function (GO): oxidoreductase activity, acting on paired donors, with incorporation or reduction of molecular oxygen; iron ion binding; monooxygenase activity
Source: RefSeq, a predicted model, not a curated record